AUGUCGCACUGUUUGACGCUGAAGCCGUCGUGUAUGGGCUGUGGAUCGCAGUCCGAUUUAUACGGAAGUGCCUGUAGACACAUGACGCUAUGCUUGAAAUGCGGUAAAACAAUGGCGGAGAACAAAGCCAAAUGCCUCGAUUGUGGAACUCCCGUCACGCGGUUGAUUCGGGAAUAUAACGUUCGUGCAAGCACAGCGACGGAGAAGAAUUACUUCAUCGGAAGAUUUGUGACUGGUCUUCCUAAUUUCAAGAAGGGUUCUGAGAAUAAAUGGUCUCUUCGUAAAGAUAUACCUCAAGGUCGUCAGUAUACAGAUGCACAACGGGAGAAGUUAAAGAACAGGCCUUGGGUAUUGGAAGAUGAAACUGGCCAGUUUCAGUACCAAGGACAGCUUGAAGGCUCUCAAUCUGCAACUUAUUAUCUCUUAGUGAUGCAGAACAAAGAGUUUAUUGCUAUUCCCGCUGGUUCUUGGUAUAAUUUCAACAAGGUUGCACAGUACAAGCAACUAACACUGGAAGAAGCGGAAGAGAAGAUGAAGAACCGGAGGAAAACUGCUGAUGGGUACCAGAGGUGGAUGAUGAAAGCGGCGAAUAACGGUCCGGCCUUGUUUGGAGAAAGAGAAAUGGAGAAUGAUAAAGAGAGCGGCGGAAGCGGUGGAGCUGGUGGUGGUAGGGGUCGGAAAAAGUCAGCAGGGGGAGAGGAGGAAGAAGGGAAUGUCUCUGACAGAGGGGAGGAAGACGAGGAGGAAGAGGCGUCAAGGAAAAGUAGACUCGGGCUUAACAAAAAGAGUAAUGACGAUGAUGAAGAGAACCCGAGGGGUGGUGAUCUUAACGAUAUGGAUGAUGAUGACAUUGAGAAGGGGGAUGACUGGGAGCAUGAAGAGAUUUUCACCGAUGAUGAUGAAGCAGUCGGUAAUGAUCCUGAGGAACGUGAAGAUCUUCUGGCGCCUGAAAUUCCUGCUCCUCCAGAAAUUAAGCAGGAUGAGGACGAUGAAGAAAACGAAGAAGAGGAGGGAGGCUUGAGCAAAUCUGGAAAAGAGUUAAAGAAGUUGCUCGGAAAGUCUAAUGGUUUGAAUGAAUCUGAUGAAGAAGAGGACGAUGAUUCAGAUGAGGAAGAGGAGACAAACUUCGGUCCAGCUACGAAUUCAAAACAGAAGGAUGCGAUGAAAGAAGAAGCUGUUGAGAGCAGUCCACCAAAACCUGCACCAUCCUCUGUAUCUUCUCGCGGAACACCUUCUGCAAAACCAUCCAAGGGAAAGAGAAAACUGAAUGAUGCCGAUGCUAAAAAGCCUAGCAGCAGCUCCUCCGUUCAAAAGAAAGUCAAGACUGAAAUCGAGUCGAAAUCUUUGGUGAAGGAAGAGAAGAGUAGCUCGGUUUCGAAAUCGAAUGUACCGACAAAAGCAGUGAAGCCUGAACCAGCUUCAGCUGCUUCAACCUCAGCGGCAACGGGGGCAGUGACUGAAGACGAGAUUCGCGCCGUUCUGAUGGAGAAGAAGCAAGUCACUACACAGGAUCUUGUCUCCAGGUUUAAGGCAAGGCUUAAGACCAAAGAGGACAAGAACGGCUUUGCUGAGAUUCUGAGGAAGAUCUCAAAGAUACAGAAGAACGCUGGUUCCCAAAACUUCAACACCCUCUUUCUGGUGAGACUAAGCCUGGAUGCUAAAGUCAUUGACGCGGUUAGAAAUAAUGGCUGGAAUCUUCCUAGUGCCAGAUCAGUGGAGAUAAAACGCUCCAGGUUCUGCUUACUACUUGUCCUCUGCCGUGAAGACGUCUUCUUAUGGCGGUCACCAUCAGGUAGCUAUUCGCAGCGUUUCUCGUCAAAAGGCACUUGGGAGCAACUGAGAGUCUCUUCCCCGACUUUGCUUCUUUCAUUCUAUGGCUAUCGUUCCUGGGAAGGUGACCUAGUAGAGACAGACACAGGAGAUGGGGAAUGCUAA
Messenger RNA from Microthlaspi erraticum, 1935 nucleotides. Lineage: Eukaryota; Viridiplantae; Streptophyta; Magnoliopsida; Brassicales; Brassicaceae. The record is from the annotation of a GenBank genome assembly.